Messenger RNA from Enterobius vermicularis (human pinworm), 780 nucleotides. The record is from the annotation of a GenBank genome assembly. Lineage: Eukaryota; Metazoa; Nematoda; Chromadorea; Rhabditida; Oxyuridae.
GCGCAGAAGAUUUCAAGAAUUCAAAAAAGGCAGUUCAGGCCGUCGGAAAUAAGUUGUUGCUUAAAGUACAGCAUUUUCGCGUCUAAUAUAUUCUUCUUCGUCUUUGGUUUUGCUCUUUUGGCAAUCAGUAUUUGGGCGCAUUAUGAGAAGAACAAUACUUAUUCCCAGCUUAACAGAUUAUCGAAGUUAUAUUUAGAUCCAGUUCUUUUUCUCACUAUAUUGGGUCUCAUUAUUUUUGUGAUUGGAUUUAGUGGUUGCAUAGGCGCUCUGAGAGAAAAUACCUGUUGUCUGGCUUUGUACUCAACCAUAAUAGGCGUUGUUCUUCUAGCAGAAAUAUCAGUUCUUGCUGCACUUUUUAUGUCCAGGGACUGGUUAACACAAGAAGUUUUCGCGCGAUUGGAUGAAACUAUUGUUUUAUACAGAGAAGACCCUGACCUUCAAGCCGUUAUCGACUGGAUGCAGAUGUCAUUCAAGUGCUGCGGCAUGCGCUCACCUCAGGAUUGGGAAAGAAAUAUUUAUUUCAAUAAAUCCUCUGAAGCUAUUCAUUCUCCUGAAGCAGGUGGUGUGCCGUUUUCUUGCUGUGUCAAUCCGACACAAGGUGAAAAUGGUCCAGUGAAUGUGAACUGUGGCCACAGAACCAGGAGUUCUGGAGGGGUUGGUUACAGCGGUGCAAUUUUUCAUGAUGGAUGCACUCCCAAAAUUGAAUCUUUUUUGGUUCAGAAUUUUGUGUAUGUCUGCCUAGUUGCAUUUGGCGUGGCAGUAGUGCAGGUAAAGUUUUAA